AAAAUCCACACGGGUGAUCCCAAAGUCUUGGCACCAGACAUAGGUCCGCUCCAGCUCAACACCACCGUGAGACGCCGCUUCGAGAGAGACUCUAAGCAGUCAGGACGCCGUGACUGGUUACGGAUACGUACUGUCAUCGUAGCAGGAUCUGCAUAGCUAUAUCUUGACCGCACACAACGACGAGGCGAUCCGCGAACAUGGAGGCAUAAAGCCUUUGCACAUUCUUCCACGGCGCUCAAGAUGCGCCCACACACGCAAUCACGUCACAAAGCGAUAACACCCGUCGAGACGACAGAAUGGAAGAGGCUGCAAAUGCCAUCCCUCUGUCCGACCAAGUUGCGCCCGACGCCUCCGCCGCCGUUGCCGACGAUGGCGCGCUGGUCGCGGCUACCAGGGAGAAGCUCGAACCAAUGGCUGCAGCGCCCAAGGUUCACAACGACGAACAAGCACGAGUGAAUGGUGGCACGCAGGAGUUUGCGCAUGAAGGUCGAGCAACCGGCAGUGACCAAAAGGCGCAAGACACCAUAGGUGACAUCCCCCACGACAUCAAGCCCGAAAUCACAGAGGCAACGCGCCUUCAGCAACCAGCCGACCAAGACGUCGUAGUCCGCACCGGCGAUGGCAAUGCAAUCCCGGCCUCAGAUCGCGUCGAUGUACUGCAGCACCAUGCAGAGCAAUUGAGCAUCAAGUCUGAGCUGCCCGUAGGUGCUGAACUGCCGGUCGCCUCUCUGGCACCACCUUUCAGCAUGGACGCCGAAAUGGCACCCUUAGAUUCACUACCUUACACCUCGGACGGCCUGCUGGACCAAUAUACCGAGCAACCGAUCCCAGUGCAGCCCGCGACAGGCUUUGCAAAACUCGAGUUCCAAGACGGACAUUUCUACAUGACGACCUACGCUGUUGAGCUUGGUCGAGACAUGCGCGCAUACAAGAUGGCACAACAAUAUCAGGCACGCAUGCAGCUCAGAGAAGAAAGGAGUGGAAAGAGAAGUCAGCGAAGCACGAGUCUACCUGGUACGCCAGUUCGACCGAUCAGAAAUGAUACUGCUGGGAUGUCGGCUCGUAGCUUCCUGAGCGAGAGCGGAGGUAUUGUUGGCGAUGACGAUGGCCACAUUAAACUCAAGAGGCGUAAAAAGAAGAAGAGCUCAAAGUCGAAGUCAACGGACACGUCUUCUAGCAGAAGCCAAAGCAUGUCGCGCAAGAACUCCAUCAACCAGGUACAACCUAAGUUCGACUACAAUCAGGCUGCGUUGCAAACAGUCGACCCAAAUGUAACGGCACCGUUAGAUCCCAUGGUCCAUAUGCCCGAUCCUCAUUUCACCCCACUGAUUCCAGUGCAUCCCCCCAUGAAUGGUGAGGAUGAGUUCUCAACGGGGAAGGGUAUCUCACGCAAGCACAUUCGGAUAGCCUACAACUUCGACCGAUGUCAUUUUGAGAUGAUUGUCUACGGUCGUAAUGGUGCUUUUCAUGACGACCAACACUACCCCGCCGGAUCCACGGUACCUCUUCACGACGGCAGCGUCAUUCAGAUUGGUGGUGUAUCGCUCAGAUUUGUACUCCCAACCGUUGCUCUCGAAACUGCGGACCCUGGCGAGAACGAUUUCGACAGCGUGAGCGGACGCAUGAGCUUCAAUUUUGAAGAUGGCCGCGGUGAAAGCAUCAUUGCUGAUGAAGACGAGUUGGACGAGUUUUCCUCUCCAAGCGCGAGAGCAAGGGCUCAUGCGGAAGAUUACGAAGAUUACGGCUAUGAAGACUUCCUUGACGAAGAAGAAGAGGGCGACAUUGCAGAAGAAGAAGACGAAGAAGAGGAGGACGAAUACUCAUCAGAAGAGGAUACUCCGAAGAAGCGAGGGCCUGGGCGCCCAAAGACCUAUGAUCGUAAAUCAUUGCCAAAGGCAAAGGACAAGCGCUCAUCAAAAACUGUCGCAAAUCAAAGUCGCAAGGGGCCAAAGCUCACACUCAAGAUCAGUGCCAAGGACAAAGCUCGGCAAGAGCGCGCCAAACUCAAAGCUGAAGCUGAAGCUCGAGAGCGCGAGCGUGCCGAGGCCAAAGCUAAGGCCGCAAAAAUCAAGGCUAAGGAAGCUGCGAAAGCCAAGGCGAAGGCGCAGGCUGAAGCCGAAGCAAAGGAACGCGAGAAAGCUAAAAAGGCAAAGGAGGCCGAGGCUCGUGCAAAGGAAUCCAAUAAGGAACCAUUCAAGGAGGCUACCAAAGAAGCUGCCAAAGAGACUUCGAAAGAGACGUCCAAAGAGACCACGAAAGAGACUUCAAAGGCGCCGACUGGAGAGCCUCCGGCACCGAAGGAACCGUCAGCUCCACGUAUUGCUCGUGAUGCCCCCUUGCAAAAUGGUGAGGAUAUCAACGUCCCUGGCCUACCUGCCGGUAUUAUCAUCCCGGCAAGAAAGAAAGGACCUGGCCGGCCACCGAAGGAUGGUGUCAUGUCGAAACGUGAGCGUGCACAGCUCAUAAAGCAAGCAAAGGAGCGAGAAAAGGCUAUCAAACUCGGCCUGGACCCCUCAACAAUUCCGCCUCCAGAGAUUCGACCGCCGAAGCCAAAACCAAGAAGAAACUCAAAAGGCGAAGAGGUCGAAGGCGAUGGGGAUGACGAUGAGAAGCGUCCAAAGAUUCCUCGGCCUCCGCGUUCACCAUCACCGGAGAUGAGAAUUGAAGACUAUACUGAAGAACAGUUGCAGCGUCCGAGCGCCAAUUAUGUCUAUCUGAUUUACGAGGCUAUCAAGAACUCGAAGGCUGGAGUGAUGAAUUUACAACAGAUCUACAGUGCAAUCGAGCGCAAAUAUCCUUGGUAUAAAUUCAAAGCAGGAAGCAAUGGAUGGCAAAGUAGCGUGCGCCACAAUUUGGGUCAGCAUGAGGCCUUCAAAAAGGUCGAAAAAGAGGGCAAAGGCUGGCUAUGGGGCAUCAAAGAAGGCGUUCCAAUCGAACGAGAGCGAAAGAAAAAAUCCCCGCCACCACAACCACCUCCUCACUACGGCCAGGGUUAUCCAUACCCACAAUAUGGCAACCACCAAUAUCCCCCUUAUCCUCCGGGCCAGUAUCAGCAACGCCCGCCAGGUGCUCCCAUGCCUCCAAACAUGACGCAGCAAGGGCGACCUCCAGGCCAAGUUCCACCAAAUGGCUAUCCCCCUCAUGUCCAUGCUGGCAGUCAACCCCAUUCAGCUAAUGGCCAACAUCGUCCUCCUUAUCCACCGCAUGGACGGCCACCGUAUCCAGCACAUGCUCAGCAACUUCCGCCACAGCAAUUCAAGCGCUACAAGCCACCCUCCGCCGAGGUCAUCGACACGUUCAAGAAAGUCUUCAUCUCGACGUAUGCAAGCAGAAACGACAAUAAUACGGCGAAGGCAGAGUCGAUUGUUACAAAUGCUAUAAAACGCGUUCUUGAACCAGAGACGAUGAUCGGUGUACCCAAGGAUACACAGGAAGAGAACGUUAUGAGGGCCUUUGAGGGCAUUUUGGUACAGAGUCAAGGACCACCAAGACAACUAACCCCUAGCCAAGCGCCCGCAAACGCGACACAUCAACAAGGUCAGUUCCCCCCACGCGCUCCUCCAUCAAAUGCAGCAGCACAUCAAGGAAGUACACAGCGUCAAGACACGCAGGGCCAGUCUGUACAGAGUCAGCAGCCACAGCCUCAGGCGGCUCAGAUGGCUCAAAUUCCCCCGCAACAUCAGCCUCCAUCAGCACCAGCCUCCAGUGUGCAAGCACCACCUUCAGUCGCUGCCUCAAGCCCAUCAGGUAACACAUCUGUGCCUUCAAUCCCACCAGCAGCAGCGGCCAGCGCAGCCUCACAAGCUGCCACCGCACCUCCACCUUCUCAGGCGGGUGCAACCAGUGAGAACAAGCAAGCUCAAGCUUUGGCCUCCCCGAAGCCUCAGGGCCCUGCGGAGGCAAAUCUGCUAGGAAUGCUGAUGGGCGGGCCAAAUUUCAGAUCUGGCACAAAUACGCCCGUGCCAAGGUCAACAAGUCCCACAGGACCACCGCCUGAAGGGAUCAGCAAAGAUCCAGUUCAGAGACAGAAUCACAGCGUCGCUGCAUCACAGGCUACUGUACCUCCUCAACCAGCAAGUACGACACAGACGCUGACCCAAAAGACCACAUCCACUCCUGCCUCCGCUCCAACUUCAGAAGGACUUGGCUUAAAUAUUAACACUUCUCUGCCAAAAGACACGAUUUUAGAGCGACCAAAUGGCAUUCCAAGGACCAUGACCCCGACUCGACCCGCUGUGGAGCCACUAACACCACCGGUUGUGGCAAGUCCAAAGGUAAAUAAUAAUGCAUCACCAAAUCUUUCUGCAGUGGCUUCGAAUGUUCCUACGAAGCGAGCUAGAAGUCCAGAGGUGGAAGGCGCCGCGGAUGAACAUGAAGGGGAAGUGAAGAAGGUAAAAAUAGAUCCUUGAUGGGGUCAUGGGCGCGUGAUGUCUUCUCGAGACAAUGAGCAGGCAGAAAAAAAAACACAUGUUUUAUCUAACAUGUCGCUUUAUUUCGCAUGUCCUUGAAGUCGCGUCCCACGAACGAGCUCUGUAUCUAGAGACUCUCAUUAUUCUUGAGCGUAAUUGAUUUUAGCCGGGGCUGAGACUAGGGCAUAUUUGGCAUGAAGAGUACUUGUUGCGUUCAUGCGUAGUAUUAAUCCAGGUAUAUGACAUACAGUGAUGAUAUCUGUAAUGACAAAAUCGGUUGUAG
Molecule: messenger RNA, 4692 nt
Organism: Verruconis gallopava
Lineage: Eukaryota; Fungi; Ascomycota; Dothideomycetes; Venturiales; Sympoventuriaceae
Exons: 2
Coding region: 297-4409 (1370 amino acids)
Biological process (GO): regulation of ribosomal protein gene transcription by RNA polymerase II
Cellular component (GO): nucleus
Molecular function (GO): DNA-binding transcription factor activity; protein binding; sequence-specific DNA binding
Source: RefSeq, a predicted model, not a curated record